Hylaeus volcanicus is the source of this 2966-nucleotide messenger RNA. RefSeq lists its product as uncharacterized. NCBI's taxonomy places the organism in Eukaryota, Metazoa, Arthropoda, Insecta, Hymenoptera, Colletidae. The record is from RefSeq and is a predicted model, not a curated record. The transcript has 13 exons. The coding region runs from base 1 to 2145 and encodes 714 amino acids.
AUGAAAAAACCAAAAACAGAUGAAAAUGUUUCUACUAAAUUUUAUAUAAACAUAAAGCAUUUAAACAACGUUUUUACUUCAGAUAAUACAAUUCAAUGGUGUUCUUGUUUUCAUUUUUCUUAUUUAUGUCUACUACAGAAAACAUCUAUUACUUUUCUUCGUCUUUUUCCUCAGAAGCAGGGGAAAGUGGAAGAAAACCAGCGCACAAUACCCAUUUGUGUUGAAUCUUUAAAAAAUAAAUCCCAGGACAAAGUUUCUAUACAAAUCAAUCGUGGAUGUAUUUUACAUGUAAAUCCAUCGCAGCAAGGUUUAGAAAAUCCAAUUCCUCAAGUAUUUCUUUCUGUAACAUGUGAUGAUGAGUCUGAAAAUCAGCAGAAAAUUGUUUGUUUUCAUGUUAUAUCAUCUACUGGUUUACAUCAUAACGAAAUAGAAGAAGACGUUGACUCCAUUUUUGUAGCGUCUUCCAAUAUCUAUCAGUUUGUUCCUCGAAAAAGCUUUUCAAUACAACCGGGUCACUUGCUAUUACGAAUAGUAUCAUUAAACAGCACUGACACAUUAAAGAAAAAUGAUUUACAUUCUUUACUUGUUCUUACCGAGUUGAACAAUUCAGAGACUUGCCAAAAAUUUUUUCAUCUGCAAGUCGUAUCUACAAUAACAAUGGACUCUCUCAUUUCUGUGCAGAAUAUUUGUGUUCCAAAACCCUUUUGUGAAAAAUCGACUCUUUUUCAAAUAAAGUGUAUUACGAUAAUAAAUUCGUGUUCAUACCUCUUUUUAAUUUAUCCGACAUCUUAUAUUGAAAGCAGUGCACAAAUCGGUGUGGCAGUGUAUCAUUCAUCUGAAAUGAAGCUUCUUUUUCUAGGAUGGUUUACAUUUUCCUCUCAAUAUGAAAAUUCUGGUCUUGUUUCAAUAGACAGCUGUAGCACUCUACACGAUCAACUCACUUGUUUUUCAACAGUGAAGCUUUCUUCCAUUUGGUCUAAAAAUGUUCACAUGACGCAUGUUCUCAAUUGGAAUCAACAGAGCAAUUUGAUUAGUAUUUAUCCUUUCAAACAAUCAGAUAGUCUUGCCACCAAAAGUUCAGAUAAACUUGUUUUUUGUAUUCCUAUCUCUUCGUUUCUAGUUCUUCACUGUUUCUGGAAUAAACUUCAGAGCAUCUUAAAAAUUGGUUUUCUUCAUUCAACGCAACAAACAUACUUCUUUCCUAGCUCACAGAAAAUUAUUCCAAAUCAAUUGUUUUCUAUACAAUUAAACCAUUGUCCUAAAAAUGUUUUGCUAGAAGAUUCAAAAGAAAAUACAACCAAUCUGAUUCUUAUCUUAAAACAUCAGGUGUUCCUUUACCCUCUUCCUUCCCUGCACUCUCUCUCAACAUACAAAUUCAUUGAAUUAAUGAAUCAAAAUCAUCAAAUUGUACCUGAGCUUCCUUCAGAUAACAUUCUCAAAUCUCUUAACUUUGAAAAUAUUGACAUUCUAAAAGAUGUAUACAAUUACCUUACUGGCAUCCAUUCUCUGUCAACCGAAAGUCUUAAAAAUUUACAACCACAUUUAGAAAAAAUCAUUAGUCAGUUAAUUGAUUCCGCUCUGAUUCACUUUAACUUAAAUGCUGUAAACAAAAUUCUUGAUUUAAAAAUACCGAGACUCUGUCGAAAGCUAUUUGAAUCCUCAAUACUUUCUGAAAAAUUAAUUGUUCAAAUUUUACAACAAGACCCUCAUACUUAUUUGCCAUAUGUUGUCAAGUAUUUAUGUGUAUCGCAUAGUAUUUUUGUUCAAGAGCUUCAACAAGAACUUACAGUUCCUCAACUUGAAAUUAUUUUGCACUAUUUGACUGCAUGGUGUUACAUUGGUACAGAACUCCCCGAAGCACUUACUGCACAUGAAGAAUUUCCUCCGCUCCAAAAAGUGUUCAACUUUUUAUGUAUACUUGUUGAUGCGAAAUUCAAUGAACUUGCAACUAUUUUCAAUACCACUAUGAUGAACCAUCUACAAACAAUCGCUUCAAGUGUUUCGGCUUGUCUUAUUGCUAAGAAAAAUGUCCAAAAAUUUUUAGGGCAACUUCACAGUCUUCAUACAGCUAAAAAAAGCUUAUCACAUUUGUCCAAAAAUGAAGAAACCUAUCAACUUAUUGAACAAAUACAGAUUAAUAUUUAAAAAUUGAAAUGAUUUUUUUUUAUAACACAUAAUAGCACUAAACAAUAACGAUAUAGCAUGAAACUGUGUGCCUAAUAAAGGCAGCAAUAGUAAAUUUGACAUCCAAGUGUAGCAACGGUGAUUGAAUAGUGUCAAACCAUGUCUGCUGUAUAUGAUCGAUUUAAUAUUCAUGCUCAGUUGGAACAUUUGCAAAGCAAAUAUCAAGGAACUGGUAAUGCUGACAUGACAAAAUGGCAAUGGGGUGUUAAUAUACAUCGAGAUACACUUGCAUCCAAUGUUGGACAUUUUUCCCGUUUAGCGUAUAUUGCAACGGCUGAAAAUUCAAGUAUAGCCAAAUUGCGCUUUGAGGCGUUACAGGCCAUCAUAUCUCCGUGUGGUCCCCCGCCACAAAAACCCUCUGAUCUUGAUCUGUAGUUACCAUUCCUUACUCACAUAAAAAGUCAUUUUAUACCAUUAAUGGAAACAUUCACUUUUUUUAUCUUGUUUUUCUUUUUUAACACAAAAUAGGAAAAUAACACGUUUCUUAUUACUUAAUAGAAUGCCAUAAAUAAACAUUGUGAACAGUUGCGUUAUCGAAAAAAACGUCAAUUUGUUGAUAAAAACGUACACUAGUGAUCUGGUGAUAAAAGCAUCAUUAACGCUUUAAGAAUACAAAAACAAACGGAAUUUUCCUUCCACCAUGGGUUAUUCGGCCUCUCUGAGUGUUCGUUAAAUAAAACGAUUUCGUUGAAUCUCAUUAAUAAAGUGUCUUCUAGCGGCAUACAGGUUAUUUGAGGGUCAUGACUACAAAUACAUCUUUUAAUUCAACGUAUAUUGGAGUC